CUCCUUAAAAUUAGCCUUCCCACCACCUCAACCAUCACUAUCACCUAUCCCACCUCUUUAGCUUUCCUUCAUCACGUCUUCAACCAUGUCACUAAAAGCACGAAAGUCUGGCCGCUCGGGAAAGACCAAAGGUAGCGAAACAAAUAUUGCCGAUACCACCCAGAUUACCCUACCACUUCAACGAACAACACGGAAACACAAACUCGAGGAAGAGGUUGAGGACGAUAAGCCACAGAAGAAGCCAAGUACCAAAAGGGCAAAUACAAGGGGCUCCCAAGACUACUUUAUGGCACGCUAUGCCGAAGAUCAAUACCAUCAAGUUCCUAACUUCAGAGUCAAUGACACCGAAGGUCUUGUCUACCCGGUAGAAGUUAACAAGAACUUCAUCCGUCCAACCGAGUGGGCUAAAAUCAAGAAGCCUGGAAUUUGGCCAAACGGAGCACCGUGGCCCCCCACUCAAACUAGUGACCUUACGAUGGCAUAUUCGCGCGAGGCUGUCUGCGCCAACUGCCGCGCUCACCCACGAGAUGUCGACUGUGGUUGUGAAAUUGAAGAAUGGCAGGAGCAUCAAGCUGUGACCUGGAGGGACAACUUCGAGCUCCGGGAAAUCCCUGACAUGGGAGUCGGAGUGUUCGCCUUGAAGGACGUAGAUGCACGCGUCGUCGUUGGAGAGCUGGCUGGUCUGCUCCGUCCUUCGACUCAUAAGGCGUCAGGCUCAGCGAAGCACUACGAAUGUAAGUUGGAAAUUGGUCCCUACCAAGACGUCAAGCAGCAGCCAUACGCUUACAUUGAUGUGUGGAAGUACGGCAGCUGGACGAGGUUUAUCAAUCACAGCUGCGAACCGAAUACGGAGUUCCUAGAAGCUCGGGUUGGACGCACCCGUCUACUAACCUGCGAGACAACGCAGAAGAUUAAGGCAGGGAGGCAAGUUACCGUGGACUAUGGCGAGGGCUUCUUCGAGAGCGACAAUAAAUGUCGAUGCGGUACUAAAUCGUGCGAUAACCCAUAUCAGGAGGGGGACAGUGCUGACGAGGAAGAGGAGAUGGACAGUGCGGAUGAGGAAGAUGAGAUGUAGACUCUUUAGGGCUCUUCUCAAGAAACGGACUUGAUAAGUUGGAGGGGAGUCAGUACUAGGACCCGGACUGCGGGAAGUCCCUGAGAAGUUCCAAGAAAUAAUUGGGGUCAGAAGUAACUGAGUCGACUUUACAGGAGAGGUGACAGCUCUUUAGCAAAGCCGAAAGACUACGUGGCUCUCGUGAUAAUGGGCGUAUAGAGCUUGCGUUCGAGUCAAGGUUUGUUUCGCGUCGCACAUGUAUAGUUUAUUGUAUUUUGUUAACUAUUGGAUUUCCAAAAUCGUAUGAAUC
Messenger RNA from Mytilinidion resinicola, 1364 nucleotides. RefSeq names its product SET domain-containing protein. The record is from RefSeq and is a predicted model, not a curated record. Lineage: Eukaryota; Fungi; Ascomycota; Dothideomycetes; Mytilinidiales; Mytilinidiaceae. Bases 86 to 1075 code for a protein of 329 amino acids. The transcript has a single exon. Gene Ontology annotation, biological process: regulation of DNA-templated transcription. Gene Ontology annotation, molecular function: protein binding; histone H3K36 methyltransferase activity. Gene Ontology annotation, cellular component: nucleus; chromatin.